CCAUUUGCUCAGUACAGGAUUAAUCGUGUAUGUUUUCUACAAACAUCAUCACCGUGGCUGAAAGGGUGGCGUGGCGGUCGGUCCAUAUUAAGGAACAAAUCCGAUUUUGCUUCAACAAACAACGUUUUUUCCCAUCAUCAAUUCAAAUCAAGAACAUAAAUACGUAAAUACAACCACAACCACAGCCAAAAAGCCAAAACUCUACCCACACUCACUCACCCACUCACCCACUCACUCAUUCAAACACAUUCAUUCAUUCAUCCAUCCGUCCCCCCCCUGUCCAAUGACGAAGGACCAAAACUCCACUGUUCCCGUACGCUGAGGACGCGCCUUGUUGAACGAUGUCAUCGUCUGCUGCUGGUGCUGCUGCUGCCGGCCAACAACCACCGCGGCCACAGUCGUCAGCGAAUGCGCCCACGUACUUUGAGACGCAGCGGGAGGAAUUGGUUAGGGAGAUUGCAUUGUUGAGAUGAUAGUGUUCCACCCUCCGUCAAAUGCCAUUUGCCUUCUAUAGGGAGAGGAAGGGAGCAGCAGCAGUCUCUUCUGCUCACAACCUUCUCCAUCAUCUCCAUAACCAUCAUCGUCCGUAUGGGGAGAAGAGGGAAGCCAUUCACUCACACCAAAAAUACAAAAUACAACCCAAUCUUCCAGUUAUCUCUAUAUAAUAUAAUAUCGGCACGCUUCCCUUAUAAACCAUGAGCCUACCAACUCUAACAAAGGAAACAUACAUCCAGAGCCUCGAACAAGUCCUCCAAAACAUCAACCGGCUGAACCGGAAUCUGGAAAGCGUUAUCACCGUCGGCAACGAAUUUUCCUCCGUAGAGGCGCUAUGGUCGCAAUUCGAGACGGUGAUGGGGCUUGGUAAUAACAAUAACAAUAACGACAUCGACAACGACAACGACAACGACAACGACAAUGAGAAUGAGAAUGAGAAUGAGGGUCAUGGUGAAGGUGCGCAACAUGACGACCAUGAUCAUGAGGAUGGUGAGAGAGGUCGUGGACACUGACGAGGACGAGGACGAGGACGAGGACGAGGAUGGAGCGGCCCAUAUCCGGGUCCCGGUCGAGAAUAAUAGGUUGACCAUGAGGAGGCGAUGGAGAUAAGUUGUGAUGAUACAUAAUAUAGAUAGAUAGAUGUGUUUGUAGGUGUGUGCACGAAUAGAAGCUGAAGGGGCGACAGUUUGGUAUGAUCCAUAUGGCAUGAUAGGAUUUUUGGUCUUUUUUGGUCUUUUUUUUUUUUUUUUUUUUUUUUUUUUUUUUUUUU
Molecule: messenger RNA, 1264 nt
Organism: Blastomyces dermatitidis ER-3
Lineage: Eukaryota; Fungi; Ascomycota; Eurotiomycetes; Onygenales; Ajellomycetaceae
Exons: 3
Coding region: 696-1007 (103 amino acids)
Cellular component (GO): spindle microtubule; mitotic spindle pole body; mitotic spindle
Source: RefSeq, a predicted model, not a curated record